AUGUGUCUGGAGGUUCGCAGGACGAACGGUGCCUGCAACGUGGCCCAUAAAAACAUCCGGGAGCAGGGGCGCUUCCUCCAGGACGUCUUCACCACCUUGGUGGACCUCAAGUGGCCCCACACGCUGCUCAUCUUCACCAUGUCUUUCCUCUGCAGUUGGCUGCUCUUCGGCAUGGUCUGGUGGCUCAUCGCCUUCGCCCACGGGGACCUGGACCACAGCACCCGGCUGCAGCGCGAUCCCGGGGAGGGGGCGGCCGGCGCCCCGGCCGGCUUUGUGCCCUGCGUGACCAGCAUUCACUCCUUCACCUCCGCCUUCCUCUUCUCCAUCGAGGUGCAGGUGACGAUCGGCUUCGGGGGACGCAUGGUGACGGAGGAGUGCCCGGCUGCCAUCCUGGUGCUGAUCGUGCAGAACAUCGUGGGGCUGGUGAUCAACGCCAUCAUGCUGGGCUGCAUCUUCAUGAAGACCUCGCAGGCCCACCGCCGGGCCGAGACCCUCAUCUUCAGCAAGCAUGCGGUCAUCGCCCUGCGGGAGGGCAAGCUCUGCUUCAUGCUGCGGGUGGGCGACCUCCGGAAGAGCAUGAUCAUCAGCGCCACCAUCCGCAUGCAGGUGGUGAAGAAGACCGCCAGCCUGGAGGGGGAGGUGGUGCCCCUCAACCAGAUUGACAUCCAGAUGGAGAACCCCGUGGGGGGCAACAGCAUCUUCCUCGUCUCCCCGCUCAUCAUCUACCAUGUGAUAGACAAGAACAGCCCCCUCUACGACAUCUCACCCCUGAACCUUCACCACCAUGAGGACCUGGAGAUCAUCGUCAUCUUGGAAGGGGUGGUGGAGACCACCGGCAUCACCACUCAAGCCAGAACCUCCUACCUGGCGGAUGAAAUCCUUUGGGGCCAAAGGUUUGUGCCCAUCGUGGCAGAGGAAGAUGGGCAAUACUCUGUGGACUACUCUAAAUUUGGCAACACAGUGAAAGUGCCCACCCCUUCGUGCACUGCUAGGCAGCUGGAGGAGGACAGGAGCAUUAUGGACACCAUGCCGUUGUCCCCUAAAGGCACAAUAAGGAAGAGGUCUGUCAAGCUAAAGCCCAAGUUUACCAUAAGCGGUGAGCCUUCCUGAUGCCUUUUGACUGGGAAACUCUGUUAGGGCUUUGUGUCUGAAAGAUCUCAUAAACUCAAAACACUGAGGUGGCCUCUUACUUUUUUUAAAAUUCAGGUUGGUAGCACAAGGUAUGUUCUGGUGUUAUUUAUUGUGUGAGAAGUCUAAAGUUAAUUCUAUUUUUUUAAAGGUGUGAGAGGUUUUAAGCAGCACUGGCAGUAGGAAAAUCAUGCUCUACGGCUUUAAAUUUCAAUUCAGACUGUCAUAUUUAAUUGCACGAUCAUGUUGCAUUGAUUCAUCUGCAGGUAAUAACAUAUUUUCUCAAAAAAAUAAAUGUAUAUUUAUCCUCAGAGAUUGCAGUACGUAGGGUCUUGCAGUGUCCUAAAGUCAGUAGUUUUUAACUGGUUUUUUUUCUAACUUGAAUGAUCAAUAUAGCAAAAUAAAAUAUUAAUAAUUAAGUAGGCUGGAUUAACAUGAUAACAAAAAGGUCAGGCAAUGUUAGUAUGACACGAGAUCAGAUCUGGAGGUGUCUGUGUAUUAUGCUCUGUAUCUCAAAGAAAUUAACUGCCAGAUUUGCCUCAUCUGUAUUGUAUUGUAUGAAGCCAGUCCUACCACAUGCAAUACGAAAUGUAUUUGAAUAUUUACUUUUGUUUAUUUUGAAACCCUUUACACUUCCAAAAUAAAACAUUCAGGAAUA
This is a messenger RNA of Opisthocomus hoazin, 1786 nucleotides long. It is a transcript of the gene KCNJ11, whose product is annotated as potassium inwardly rectifying channel subfamily J member 11. Gene Ontology annotation, cellular component: plasma membrane. Gene Ontology annotation, biological process: regulation of monoatomic ion transmembrane transport; potassium ion import across plasma membrane. NCBI's taxonomy places the organism in Eukaryota, Metazoa, Chordata, Aves, Opisthocomiformes, Opisthocomidae. Gene Ontology annotation, molecular function: ATP-activated inward rectifier potassium channel activity. The record is from RefSeq and is a predicted model, not a curated record.